This is a messenger RNA of Sphaerodactylus townsendi, 2839 nucleotides long. It is a transcript of the gene MTMR8, whose product is annotated as myotubularin related protein 8. The coding region runs from base 94 to 1992 and encodes 632 amino acids. Gene Ontology annotation, molecular function: phosphatidylinositol-3,5-bisphosphate phosphatase activity. Lineage: Eukaryota; Metazoa; Chordata; Lepidosauria; Squamata; Sphaerodactylidae. The record is from RefSeq and is a predicted model, not a curated record. Gene Ontology annotation, biological process: dephosphorylation; negative regulation of autophagy. The transcript has 14 exons. Gene Ontology annotation, cellular component: nuclear envelope.
GGGAGAGCUGAGUCGUCUCGCUCAGGCGUGGGCCAGGGAAGACGAGGCCCGGGCGAGCGGCUCGCGGAGCUGGGGUGGCUCCCACGGGCGGCCAUGGAGCACAUCACGACGCCGAAGGUGGAAAACGUCAAGUUACUAGAUCGUUAUACCCAUCGAAAGCCAGCCAAUGGGACGCUGUACCUGACUGCAACACAUCUGAUCUAUGUAGAUGCUUCGGCUGAAGUUCGGAAGGAGACCUGGAUCCUUCACCACCACAUUGAAGCUGUGGAGAAGCUGCCACUGACUCCAUCUGGAUGUCCACUGCUUAUCCACUGCAAGAACUUCCGCGUGGCGCGCUUUCUUAUUGGGCACGAGCGGGACUGUCAUGAAGUCUACACCUCCUUGCUGAAACUUUCACAGCCAGUGAAACCAGAGGAACUUUAUGCUUUCUCCUACAAUCCGAAAAUGCCCAAAGAUACCCGGGAAAUAGGCUGGAAGCUGAUAGACGUUGCAGUGGACUACCAGCGAAUGGGAAUUCCCAAUGACUACUGGGAAAGAACGGAUGCUAACGAAGACUAUGAGGUCUGCAGCACGUACCCUCGGGAGCUGGUGGUGCCCAAAGCUGCUACGAGGAUGAUGGUGCUGGGCAGCUCCAAGUUCAGAAGCCGAGGUCGGAUACCCGUGCUUUCCUACUUCUACAAAGAGAAUAAUGCUGCCAUUUGCCGGUGUAGCCAGCCCUUGUCUGGGUUCAGUGCUCGUUGCCUGGAGGAUGAGCAGCUGCUGCAAGCUAUACGGGAAGCCAACCCGGGGAGCCCGUUCAUGUAUGUCGUGGACACGAGGCCAAAGUUAAAUGCGAUGGCUAAUCGAGCUGCUGGGAAGGGUUACGAGAACGUGGACAAUUACGACAACAUCCGUUUUAAAUUCAUAGGCAUCGAAAACAUCCACGUCAUGAGGAGCAGCUUGCAGAAGCUCUUGGAAGUGUGCGAAAUGAAAUCUCCUUCCAUGAGUGACUUCCUCACUGGCCUGGAGAGCUCCGGUUGGUUGCGACACAUCAAAGCGGUGAUGGAUGCCGGCGUCUUCCUGGCCAAGGCUGUGAAAGAGGAGCGCGCCAGCGUCUUGGUCCACUGUUCUGAUGGCUGGGAUCGCACUGCCCAAGUCUGCUCACUGGCUUGCCUCCUCCUAGAUCCAUUUUACCGGACACUGAAAGGAUUUAUGGUUCUGGUAGAAAAGGAAUGGAUUGCCAUGGGUCACAAGUUCUCACACAGGUGUGGCUACCUGGAAGGCGAUCCCAAGGAGGUGUCUCCCGUCUUCACUCAGUUUAUGGACUGCACCUGGCAACUCAUGCAGCAGUUUCCCUGUUCUUUUGCUUUUAACGAACGGCUUCUGCUGGAGAUCCACGAUCACAUCUAUUCUUGCCAGUUUGGCAAUUUCCUGGGGACCUGUCAGAAGGAUCGGGAAGACCUGAGGAUUUUUGAGAAGACCCAUUCCUUGUGGCCUUUCCUACUGCACAGGAAGCAAGAGUUCAGGAACCCGUUGUAUAAGGGAUUCUCAGCUUAUAAGAGACUCCAGCCCAACACUCUGCCUUUCAGUUUCCAGUUCUGGUGCGGCAUGUAUAACCGGUUCGAUAAAGGGAUGCAUCCGAAGCAGUGCGUGUUGGAUUAUCUCCUCAGCUGCGUCACCCAGAAACUGGAGUUGGAAGACACUGCAAAUGAGCUAGAAAAUAAACUGCCCCUCUUAGAUGGACCCCUGCCAGAUGAGAUUUCCACCGUAUCCAAAAUGGUAACUGUCCCAACCGGCUGUUCGAAAUCUCCAAUGCUCAACACUCCCCAGGACUAUGAGGAUGAGCCUUAUGCCCUGGUGGCCAAUGGCACCGUCCCUGUGGAAGGCAGCAGACUCGACCCACUAAACAGUAAAGAGGCUCUUGUCGAUCCCCUUGCCGUUCCGGAUGGCGACAGGAGCACCAGCAGGAGUGUCCAGGCUGCCGUUAAUGCAGGAAAUCUCCAAAACCACUGAACUGAUUUGCUCAUUUGCUUUGUGCCACUGAAAGUGGCAAUAAAGCAGGUAGGACCUCUGGCCCUGUGCUGGGGUGGCCACCUUCACCGUGUUACCACAAAGUGUUGUGUUCUUCUGUGUUGUGAAGGUGGGGGCAAGGGGGUUGUUGCUCGGGGCUCACAGGAGCAACCCAGCAAUCGGGCUUAGAGCUGGAGCUGAGCGGUCUUUGCAAGAGUCUGAAAAUCCCAAGGAAGGGACUCGCUUGUCCUUCCCUGUAUCCCCUCUCACGUCCGACCCGCGUUUUUUCCAUCGAAAGUCCAGGUGCUCCUGCCAAGACCAAUGAAAUUAGAUCCAUUCCUGGUUUACAAGGAAGGUUGGCUCUUUGAAUCCAGGGCGGGGAAGUGUAACCAACAGUAUUUAAUACAUGGAAUCAAAAGCUAGUAGUGAGGUCUGUAAAUGUCAGUCACUUUAGCAGCUUUUGCCGGCUGUCUUUUAGCGCCCUGUGUUGGAAUUCCACUGGUGCAUUUUUGUUACCCUGUCCUUGUUUGGUAAGCAGGCGUAUGUUUUUGUUUUUUGUAAAGCAGUGAGAUUAUUGUCUCGCUCAACCAUUUUUUAUCACUGUGAUACCCAAGUGGCUGUAAUGUGUAUGUGCUCUUUUGUGAUAUCCUUAACAAAGAAAAAACUUGUGCUUUGAACCUUGUAACUGCUGUUUCGCUAAGGCGAAUUCCGCACGUCAUAUUAAUAACGAUUGCAACUCAUUAUAAAUGUGCCGUGCGGAAUCCACUUAGUAAUUCUCUCUUUAUAUUGACCUGCUGUAGCCUUGAAAUUGGCUGUAAAGUCUGUGAAUGUAGAUCUGAGCCUGUCUAUG